AUGACUGAAGAGUCAGGGAAACGCAAGGCUGGAGGAGCCCUCGCCGCCCAGAACCGUCCCGUCAAGCGGCGAGCAUCCAAAGCCUGCUGCUGCUGUCGCGCUCGCAAAGUUCGGUGCGACGUGGUAGAAAAUGGUUCUCCUUGUACGAAUUGCCGCCUCGACCAAGUCGAAUGCGUCGUCACCGAGAGCAAGCGGAGAAAAAAGUCGCGUGUGGAGAUAGACAACGCUCGGCCUUCGGAGUCGCCCCGUGAGGACUCGGAGGACAACUCGCUACUGGGCCGUAUCGGCGAGAUCCAGGGCAUGUCGGAUAUGGUGCCCACUUCGCCUUCGCAGAACUCGGUCGAUAUCGACCACGGGCAACAUAUGCCUCAUCUACUGUACCAAUCGCAGGCGACUCGCGUAGGGUCCGUUGACCGCCAUCGCCGACGAAUGGCCCCUAACCCGGCUGUUCCCUCGACGAUGCCGCUGGCCAACGCCACAUUGCAGAUCCAGCAGUUGCUCGACCCGUCCUUUGGAAACAACUGUCCCGCCAGUGGCUACCUUCCCGACUACAUCCGAGGCCUCCCUGCCCGACUCCAGAAGGAAGAUAUCGACUACCUGUCCGCCAAGGGAGCACUCUCCAUUCCGGACGUGAGCCUGCGAAACGAACUCUUGAAGGCCUAUGUCCACUACGUGCACACGUAUAUGCCUUUAUUGGAUUUGGAGGAAUUCCUCCAGACCGUCGCGCACAAUGACGGAAUCCAUCGCAUCAGUCUGCUGCUGUUCCAGGCCGUGAUGUUCGCCGGAGUGGCUUUUGUUGAUAUCAAACACCUAAAGGCCGCUGGCUACCAGACUCGCAAAGCGGCCCGCAAGAUCUUCUUCCAGCGCGCUCGACUCCUAUAUGAUUUCGAUUACGAGGUGGACCGCAUCUCUCUGGUCCAAUCUCUGCUUCUGAUGACUUACUGGUACGAAACCCCCGAUGACCAGAAAGAUACGUGGCACUGGAUGGGUGUCAGUCUCUCUCUGGCUCACACCAUCGGCCUUCACCGCGACCCCGGCAACUCGCGGAUGGAUCUCCGCCGCCAAAGGAUGUGGAAGCGAAUCUGGUGGAGCACGUAUACUCGUGACCGAUUGAUUGCCUUGGGCAUGCGACGACCGAUGCGUGUCAAGGACGACGACUGCGAUGUGCCCAUGCUCACCCUGGACGACUUUGAAUUCCAGACUUUCUCCCCUGAAAUUGUUCAGAUGGUUGGGGGUUCGGAGAUUCUGCAGAACGUCAGCCAGCAGCGAGAGCUGGCACUGAUGUUCAUCGAAAAGGCCAAGCUCUGUCUCUGCGUGAGCCAUGUGCUUUCGGCCCAGUACUCCGUUCUCAGCCACAAGUUCGGCGGCACCAUGGAGACUACCAUGAUGCUGGUCCCGAAGAAGUCUACUGCGGAGACCUUCGAGGUGCGACGCUGCGACCAGGAACUCGAGGAUUGGGUUGCGAAUCUUCCCGUGGAAACUCAGUACUCGCCAUCCGGCGGGUCAAAGUUGUCGGAGGCUGGCGAGGUGCUGCACUCGCACCGCGCUCUCCUGAAGAUGGUCUACCUGACUACAUCUAGCGCUCUGCACCGCCCGCAGGUCCUGCCAGCCAUUCCCUUCCCGUCCCCGGACGCCGAACUGCAGGAAAUGUCUCGCAACAAGGUUCGAUUCGCGGCCGUGGAGAUCACCAGCAUCGCCCACGAUCUGCACACCUUGAACUUGACACGAUUCUACCCUACAACCGGUGUUACAGUUCUUUUGCCCGCCGUCAUCAUCCAUCUCCUGGAUAUCAAAUCCAGCGAUCCCGCCGUGCGGAUGACCAGUCUCCAGCGCUUCUACCAGUGCAUGCGCAUUCUACAGCGCCUGCGUGAGAUUUACGCAUCCGCCGACUUCGCUACCUCGUUUUUGGAAGCAGCCAUCCGCAAGGCCGGCAUCCAGCUCACCGUCCCACCGCAAGAUGUGCAGUCCUCGCGGUCUCGCAAGACCAACAGCAGUAACGACCCCUUGGACGUGCUUUCUUCCACCAAUGCCCUGACACCUCCGCCAGAUUCAUUGGCCCAGAAGAUCCCAGAUCUUACCUACCCCAAGGCGGCCUCCGCAGGCGGGUGGCCUACUGGGGACCUGUUUGCCUCGACCCCACCACAGUCCGACGGCAGCGAAAACGGCAGCACCAACAACCUCAACCAGCGCCACAACAGCCACGACUCCUUCGCUAUCCCCGAUCUGAACUCUGAAAUGAGCCUGACCGAGUUGAUGGAUCUGGCCAACGAUGCCGAAGUUACCCAGAAUGACUUUGACGCCUUGAUCAACUUUGAUGAGGCUGUUGGUAACGAUCUGUUCGAUGACUCCCAGCCCGGUGCCCCAGACAAGGGCUUCGAUUUCGGCGUUGACAACGUAAAGGUGAUGGGCUUCGACACCGAUCCCAAAGCCAUCGAUUUUGCGCAUCUCGCCGAGCCGCACAUCGAGCGCAGGUCCACGGGUCCCGACUAA
This is a messenger RNA of Penicillium cinerascens, 2490 nucleotides long. RefSeq names its product putative C6 transcription factor (Ctf1B) (gene farB1). The transcript is spliced from 3 exons. Gene Ontology annotation, molecular function: DNA-binding transcription factor activity, RNA polymerase II-specific; DNA binding; zinc ion binding. Bases 1 to 2490 code for a protein of 829 amino acids. Gene Ontology annotation, biological process: DNA-templated transcription; regulation of DNA-templated transcription. Lineage: Eukaryota; Fungi; Ascomycota; Eurotiomycetes; Eurotiales; Aspergillaceae. The record is from RefSeq and is a predicted model, not a curated record.